CUCUCUUCUUCUUUUUUUUAACCCUAAUUCUGGAAUUUGGAUUGCUUCAAUGACUAAAAAUGUUGGCCAAAUCAACCUGUUUCACAGAUCAAAUAAGAAAUUCCAUGGAAGCCCAUGGUCAAACCCAUAAUCAUAUAACUCUCAUCAUUCACUUAAGCCCAGACACACUUUGGCCCAUACACAGUCUCGAAUUCGAACACACGCGUCUUUAACUCAUGGCUACCCCCAUAUCCCAAAUCCUAAAUCAGAAGUCCUAAUUUGCUUUUGAUCUUGUGAAAACCUGCAUCUUCUUCUACCAUUUACUCGAUGAGGAGUUGUCGAAUCAAAGAAAUUUUAUCGAGUUAUCUCCCUAUUGAGUUAAUCAUCAACAUUCUCUACCGAUUACCAGUGAAGAGUCUUAUACGCUUCAAAAGCGUGUCGAAGCCAUGGAAAUCUCUUGUGGAGGACCCAGAUUUUGUCAAGUCUUAUAUGGAUCAACAACAAGUCAAAACCAAGAGAUUGAUUACGAAAUGCGAUACAAGUAGUUUCCUAUCAACGGAUUUGGAUUCGCUGGACAAAUUGAGUAUCGUCAACAUGCCUAAGCUUCAAAGGUCUUAUCGACAUAUCGAACUGAUUGGUUCAUCCAACGGAUUGGUAACUCUUUGUUGUACUUUCAGUAAUUUGAAUGAUCCAUUAGUAUUUGAUUUUAUUAUCUGGAACAUGGCAACUAGAAAACAUCUAAUCAUACCCCUUGAAUUGCCCCAUCCUCCUAAGUGUACUCUUUUGGUACAAGGCUUUGGAUACAAUAGUGUUUGUGAUGAUUAUAAGGUUGUCAGAGCAUUUAAAUCUGGUGGUGGUGGUGGUGAUGGUGAUGAUUUGAUAACGAUGGUUUAUAGCCUGAAAAAACAUGAAUGGGUGUGGAGUACUAUAAAUUCCCCUGACUAUCAUUUCGAGGAUCUAUUAGUAGGAUCACUAGUUAGUAAUGGAGCCCUCCAUUGGCUUGCAUUCGAAGGUUAUGCAUGGGAUCCCAUUAUUGUUGCUUUUGAUCUCAACACUGAAGAAUAUCAUAAGGUAUCCCUACCAGUGAAUGUGAUCGCCGACGAGCUUGAAUCACUUAGGCUGGCUGUCUUGGGAGAUUCCCUUUGUAUAUUGGUUGAUGUGGGGGAUGUUGAUAUAUGGGUGAUAAAGGAUUAUAUGGUAAAAGAGUCGUGGACCAAAGUCUACUCGCUAAGACUCAAAAUUUUCCCUAUGCCUUUAGCUUUUUCAAUAAGUGGUGAUGGCACCACCCUCUUGCUGUUGAAAUACAAAGAAUUUGCACACAGAGCUUACUGGUACAAUCCAUCAGAAAGUACAAUUUACUUGUGCAAACCAUCAUUGGAGGAAGAAGUCCAGAUAUUUGUGGCUCCUAGUUCAAGGUUUGUUACUGCUAUGAUUUAUGAAGAGAGUCUAACGCCAAUUGUGGGAUCAAAAGGAACAAGAGGUAAGCCUACAUUAAAACAAAGAGAGAAAUGAGCGAUGGCUGCAUUUAGAUCUUGCAGUCAUAUUUUUCCUUUGUUUGUUUUACCUUUUUAGAUGAUAAAUAAGUUUGGCAUUUCGUUUGCUUGUAAAAACUGUUUGCCUACAGUCGAUGAAUAUGGUUUUUGGGUUUGUUACAUUGGUA
Messenger RNA from Tripterygium wilfordii, 1639 nucleotides. RefSeq names its product F-box protein CPR1-like. Bases 307 to 1491 code for a protein of 394 amino acids. The record is from RefSeq and is a predicted model, not a curated record. Gene Ontology annotation, molecular function: protein binding. Lineage: Eukaryota; Viridiplantae; Streptophyta; Magnoliopsida; Celastrales; Celastraceae. The transcript has a single exon.